AUGAUACUGUCAGAUAGUCGAAUGAUACUGUCGGAUAGUCGAAUGAUACUGUCGGAUAGUCGAAUGAUACUGUCGGAUAGUCGAAUGAUACUGUCUAAUAGUCGAAUGAUACUGUCUAAUAGUCGAAUGAUACUGUCUAAUAGUCGAAUGAUACUGUCGGAUAGUCGAAUGAUACUGUCUAAUAGUCGAAUGAUACUGUCUAAUAGUCGAAUGAUACUGUCUAAUAGUCGAAUGAUACUGUCUAAUAGUCGAAUGAUACUGUCUAAUAGUCGAAUGAUACUGUCUAAUAGUCGAAUGAUACUGUCUAAUAGUCGAAUGAUACUGUCUUAUAGUCGAAUGAUACUGUCUGAUAGUCGAAUGAUACUGUCUAAUAGUCGAAUGAUACUGUCUAAUAGUCGAAUGAUACUGUCUAAUAGUCGAAUGAUACUGUCUAAUAGUCGAAUGAUACUGUCUAAUAGUCGAAUGAUACUGUCUAAUAGUCGAAUGAUACUGUCUAAUAGUCGAAUGAUACUGUCUUAUAGUCGAAUGAUACUGUCUUAUAGUCGAAUGAUACUGUCUAAUAGUCGAAUGAUACUGUCUUAUAGUCGAAUGAUACUGUCUAAUAGUCGAAUGAUACUGUCUAAUAGUCGAAUGAUACUGUCUAAUAGUCGAAUGAUACUGUCUUAUAGUCGAAUGAUACUGUCUAAUAGUCGAAUGAUACUGUCUUAUAGUCGAAUGAUACUGUCGGAUAGUUAA
This is a messenger RNA of Lottia gigantea (owl limpet), 735 nucleotides long. RefSeq lists its product as hypothetical. Lineage: Eukaryota; Metazoa; Mollusca; Gastropoda; Lottiidae. The record is from RefSeq and is a predicted model, not a curated record. The transcript has a single exon. The coding region runs from base 1 to 735 and encodes 244 amino acids.